AUGGCUGGCGACCGCUCCAGCCACCAGGUCAGCAAGCCCAUGGACAUCGAAGGGGCCACCGGCUGCGACCCAGCCAGCAGCGACCCGCCCCACGGCGCCAGCGACACCUACAGCCGCCAGGGCGCCGGGGAGAAGGACGGCUCCAACGACACCUUCGACUGCCAGGGACGCACGGAGGCGAGGCGCCCCUGGCUGCCGAGCCUGGCAGCCUUGCUGGCGCGACCGCGGAUCGCCGCCAACUACGACGGCCACGACAGGAACACAGAGGCGGCGGACCUGCCCGGCGGCUCCGACGACGCCCUCGGGCAUCAGCGCGCCGAGGAGGCGGCGGGAUUUGGCCCCCCAAAAGGGGCCGACCUGACCAGCGACUCCAACGACACCUUCCAUCUCCAGAACACCGCGCAGGAGGCGGGGAGGGCCCACCCCACACGGGCCAACCCGCGAGACGGCUUCGACAAGGAGCAGCCGCAGAGCAGCCAGACCGAGACGCUCCAACCGCCUAGGCAACCAGCGCCUGGCGUGGCCUGCCCACCCACCGACGCGCUGCGAUCUGCGGCGGCAGAGGCGCUGGCUGAGGCACGGGCGAGGUCUCACACGGCCGACUCGGCAGACGAGGUUGAUGUGGGCCAGGCAGUUGGCAGACAGAGCCAGGCGGCCGAAGCGGGCCGCGACGCCUCGGAGGACUGGGCGGAGGCACGGAGCCUGGACGGCAGGCCUGCCUCUAGUGCAGCGGGGGCUCCAAAGGCUGCCGCGGGGGCUGCCGCGCCUUCCGGCGCAGCCUUGGACGGUCGCGGUGCCAUGGUCAGCCUCGAGAUAGAGGAGCAGGCCGCAUACGUCGAAGUUUCCAUCACCGAGCUCUCCGCCUUCGCCGCCUACGAGGCCGACGCGGCGAGGCGUGAUGGCGCCGCCCCAGAGGCCCUUCGCGCCGCCUGGGACUGGCUACCUCCCGAAGACAAGGCAGCCUUGGUACCGCGUCAGCCACGUCGAGAACUCGCCAUGGACAAGAAGUGGGCGCCCCUGCUGUCCCGCAACACCGCCGACCAGCUCGAAGCCUGGGGCGCCCUCGACAUCCCGCUCAGCAUCCGGAGGCCAUGGCAAGUCUGCGCCGACGCCCUCGAGGAGCGGUCCGUGACUCCGUGA
Molecule: messenger RNA, 1140 nt
Organism: Prorocentrum cordatum
Lineage: Eukaryota; Dinophyceae; Prorocentrales; Prorocentraceae
Source: the annotation of a GenBank genome assembly